Molecule: messenger RNA, 1973 nt
Organism: Dendronephthya gigantea
Lineage: Eukaryota; Metazoa; Cnidaria; Anthozoa; Malacalcyonacea; Nephtheidae
Exons: 3
Coding region: 126-1955 (609 amino acids)
Molecular function (GO): ubiquitin-protein transferase activity
Source: RefSeq, a predicted model, not a curated record
UCAAAAAAAUAUCACUUCAAAGUGGAAACAUCCUGGAAGCACCACACCAAACUCCCGCCAAAACUUACAUGUAUGGUGUUCGGACGAUUCUUUUUGCAAAGUAAUACGAACGGAGAACGAAAAAUAUGAAUGAAGAAGUAAAACAAAAGGUUGCCAAACUGUUGGAUGAAGCUUCCAAGCUUUUAGUAAGUGCCGAUUCACAACCAAGUAAUAUCAACAACCCUACUCCAAGAAGCAAUGCCGCCUCCAGCGGAUCCAGCACGGCCUCAAGUUCUUUAUCAUUUCCAUUGGGGGAAACGCUUCAGAGAGCACGCGGUAUGUUACAAGCAAGUUCUUCGUCUGGACUUUUCAGACGGUUGAAUAGAACUGAAAGAUUAAGAGCAUCGUCUCCUUAUCAGCAAAACCGACAGUCGAAAACUAAGCCAUCUAAGCAAAAAGUGAAGAAAGCGAUGGAGUUUUCAUUGCUUAGAUGUUGGGCGGAUGAUGAUGAGGAUGAACCGCAUCAUCUAAAGUGGGACUCAGUCCUGGCAAGUGGGAUGCUGACCAUUGAUGAAGACGACAACGAAAAAAGCAUCAGAAAGGCCAUAAAAGAUUCUCUUGCAUCAAAAAUUCCUGCCUUGGGUGAUAAUGAUUUUGAGUUUGUCAAAAUUAGACACAAGGCAAUCACAAAGCUUGAGCUGGGACCAGGAACAGAAUUUAAUUACGCUGUAGUAAAAAAAAUGGCUGGUCAAGGACAGAUUUAUGUCAAGGUGAAGCAAGGGUAUGACUUCCUGUAUGACUUAAAUAAGGAUGAUGAUGAUGAUGAUGAGUUAUUGAAGUCGUAUGUGGAACCUGAAAUUGAAAUUAUUAAUGUUGAUGCAACAAAGACAACAGAAAGUGCAGUUACCGCUCAUGCUGGUACACAACAGCCUACAGAAAAAGAUCCUGAGACUAUAAAAACAAUACAGCUCAACCAGGAAGAGACCUCACCCUGUGCCAAUCUUGUUGAUAACCUCAUUGAUGAAAUAACAAGUCAAAGUCUGCAUGACCCAGUUGAAAUCUUACGUUUCUUACAAAAGAACUUAGUGAAAGGAAGAGUGUUAGAUGUUGAAGAUACAUCAGAAAUCCCAGAAGGUGAAACUAACUAUAUUUGUGUUGAUAGACAUAAUAUAAUGGGAUCCACAUUUUCAGAGCUGGAGGCAAUACAAGAUUUUCAUGUCACAUUUGAAGUUGACUUUAUUGGUGAAAUGGCUAAAGACGUAGGAGGUCCUAGAAAAGAGUGGAUUCGUUUAAUGAAUGCAGCCAUGAAGGACAAGUACUUUGACAAAGGUCUCCGAGAGUAUCUAGCUGAUGAUUACUAUUAUGUGGGCAUCAUGAUUGGUAUUGCUUUGCUCCAAAAUGGCCAGCUGCCAACCUUUAUGCCCCAUGAUGUCAUUGAGAGUCUGGUCUCACCCAAUUUAAAUCCUUGCAUUGCUAAAUUAAGAGAGGGUCUAAAUGUUUUUGGCCUUGCAAGGAUAAUGGAGAAGUUCCCCAUCCUGCUCCAUUUACUCAGACACAACAACCAGACAUUAUCAGCAAAGAUGGUUCUUAAAUUGUUGGCACCCACUUUCUCUGAAGAAGGAUCAUCCAUGUAUUUUAAGGAAAAGGCAUUAUAUGCUUUGUUCGUGAAGUAUGUAAGGCAGGUUGCUAGUGGUAGGAGAGAACCAAUUACUUUAAGUUCUCUCUUAAUUUUUGCAACCUGUGCUUCUGAGGAACCACCACUUGGAUUUGUUGUUCAUCCAUCAAUUACAUUCACAUGUAAGGAUGAAGAGCCAAUGAAGGUAUCAAGCAAAUAUGAAUUUAUACCAAAGGCUCACACCUGUACUAACAACAUGGUCUUAUCCAUAGGAUCAAUCACGUCUGAGUUACCAAGUGAAGAAGAACUUUUUGAGGUUUUUGAUUUUGCUUUUGCGAAUGCUCACUUUGGAAAUGCGUAACUGAGCGUACACUACUAC